AUGUUGCCACGGUUUCUAGUCGUUCUGUCAAUUCUUCUUCAACUUGUUGGUAGCACCUAUUUUACUGGUUCCGAGAGAUCACAGAAUGGUAUUCGUCUUAUGACAUUCAAUAUUUGGCAAUCUGGUAAGAAUGUCGAGAAUGGUCAGCAGAAAAUCGCCAAACACAUUUUGAUGGUGAAUCCGGAUAUUGUGGCACUUCAGGAAACAUAUGCUAAUGUGACGAAAAACUUAACCAUGAUGCUUGGACAUCCGUGGGUAGCUGUAGAACGAAACCAUGAGUACCCCGACACUGCAAUUCUUACUCGCCACGUCAUUGUCCCCAACACAAACCUCUCGACAUCUGGAGGCGUUGGAGUGAAGAUUAUGCUUCGCACAGGAUACAUGGUUCAUUUUUGGAGUCUUCACCUGGAUUACACUUCUUAUGGACCGUAUGCGGCUAACAAUAAACUAGUCAAUAGAAUUGAUCAGAUUUUGGCUGGGGAGAAUACGGAAUACGGUCGUGGUCCCCAGAUCUACGAGAUUCUGACUCUGCCAAUGAUGAAAAAGUGGAUGGAGAAGUCAGAUGACGUUCCGAUCUUCAUCGCAGGUGACUUCAAUGGGCCAUCACAUUUGGAUUGGACAGAACAAACAAAAAAGAUUCAUGGAGAUUGGGUGAUCAGGUGGCCGGCGACCAAAGAAUUAGAGGAUCGAGGAUUCACGGAUACUUAUAGAGAGAUCUAUCCCAAUGUUUUGACAAAUCCAGGAAUAACGUGGUCUACAGUGAACAAAUUCAACCCGGAGUGGAAUUAUACAAUCCCAGAACCACAGGAUCGAAUCGACUUUUUGUUUUACAAAGGACCCGUUGUCGCGGACCAAAUCAUGGCCUACAGUGGAUGCGAAAAACCAAAAAGAAUUCCGUUCCACGAACACAACGAUUAUCCAUCGGAUCAUUUUGCCGUUUUUGCCGACUACACUUUCAUAUAA
Caenorhabditis briggsae is the source of this 963-nucleotide messenger RNA. The transcript is spliced from 5 exons. NCBI's taxonomy places the organism in Eukaryota, Metazoa, Nematoda, Chromadorea, Rhabditida, Rhabditidae. Gene Ontology annotation, molecular function: catalytic activity. The record is from RefSeq and is a predicted model, not a curated record. The coding region runs from base 1 to 963 and encodes 320 amino acids.